This is a messenger RNA of Corylus avellana, 630 nucleotides long. The record is from RefSeq and is a predicted model, not a curated record. NCBI's taxonomy places the organism in Eukaryota, Viridiplantae, Streptophyta, Magnoliopsida, Fagales, Betulaceae.
AUGGCCUUGAUAUCAAGGAAAGCGCUCAAUGUGGCGGUCCCGAUAGCAACUCCUGAAGAAGAAUGCAGGCGUAUAGGAAUGGUGAGUUCUUGUAAUGGUUUAGUCUGUUUAUAUUGUGGGUGGAGGGUUUAUAUGUUAUGGAAUCCUGCUACUACAGAAAACAAGAUUCUGCCUACGCUUCUCAUCGAUGAUCCCACCUUCUGGAAUAAAGAGAUAAUGAGAGUCUCCAUAGGAUUUGGCUACCAUUGUAAUGAUUACAAGGUGGUGAGGAUUGUGUAUUGUAGUGAUUGUGCAGACGUUGAGGUGUACUCGACGAGUAGGGGUUGUUGGAGAGUGAUCGAUUCCAUUGUGCCAUGUGAGAGCAAGAAGCGUACGUGUUUGGUGCUUGUGCCCCCAGAUCCUGACCGUUCUUACAAGAGUCUUGGGGUAUUCAAUGGAUCCCUAGCUAUAAUCUACUAUCCUUGCCCUGAAGAUUCAGUUAGCAAUUUCAUUGAUUUUUGGGUGAUGAAAGAUGACGAAAGUUGGAGCAAAGUAGUGAGGAUUGGACCCUUUAAGGUAUGGGAUUCCCACUCGGGUGUUGGGAAGAUGGGGUUGUCAUAUGGAAGCAGGGCGAUUACGGAAGGUUGUUAG